AUGUCUACAAACGGCGAAAGCCCAGGCGCUGAAGCUGCUGGCGAUUCGAGAGAUCCCAGUGGCUUUCUUAGUGAGAUCAUUGGCGCUCCUGUCACGGUGAAGCUCAACUCGGGCAUCAUUUACAAAGGUGUGCUUGCACGUGCCCAAGUCACAUUCUCAUGUCUGACCUCAAGGAUAGGAGAACUUCAAUCAGUCGACGGCUAUAUGAACAUUGCACUUGAGCGAUGCAGAGAAGUCUCAGAAGGAAGAGUGACACGCAACUGGGGGGAUGCUUUUGUUCGUGGCAACAACGUCACAUACAUCUGUGCAGACAACGCCUGA
Plenodomus lingam JN3 is the source of this 321-nucleotide messenger RNA. The record is from RefSeq and is a predicted model, not a curated record. NCBI's taxonomy places the organism in Eukaryota, Fungi, Ascomycota, Dothideomycetes, Pleosporales, Leptosphaeriaceae.